Glycine soja is the source of this 2745-nucleotide messenger RNA. RefSeq names its product calmodulin binding protein PICBP-like. The record is from RefSeq and is a predicted model, not a curated record. Bases 1 to 2745 code for a protein of 914 amino acids. The transcript has 7 exons. Gene Ontology annotation, molecular function: calmodulin binding. NCBI's taxonomy places the organism in Eukaryota, Viridiplantae, Streptophyta, Magnoliopsida, Fabales, Fabaceae.
AUGAUCAACAUCCUUGGAACAUCAGGGAGACUCAAUGACAUGAGGGAUGUGAUUGAGCAGAUGAAAGAGGAUUCAUGUGAAUGCAAAGAUUCUGUUUUUGUGUCUACUAUCAAGACAUAUGCGAAUGUCGGGCUGGUGGAUGAAGCAAUUUCAGGAAGCUUCCUGAAAUUUCUGUCUGGAAUUCAUUGUUUUGCAAGAAAGCAUAUUGGAGCUAAAACUGAGUAUGAUUUUGGAAGGGUGAGAGUUAACGGUGAAAGAUCACUUGGAAACAAUAGAAGGGCACGUUUCAAUGCAUUAUAUCAAGUUCCAGAAUAUUGUGACAUCGACAAAAUUAAGGGGAAGUUUGAUGGCAAAACUGUCAUCAUUACGAUUCCAACGAUUUCGGGGAAAGUCCCUAAGAAAGAAACACAACCAACUGAACAAGAACCACCCAAAGAACCAUCACAAGAAGCAAAAUCAAAUCCAGAGGAAGAAAAAGAAGAGGUUGAUACAAGAGAAGAAUCUAAAGCAGCCAUGGAGAACAAUGAGCCUCCAUGGUGUCUUGAGGGAAAAUAUGCUGCAAUGGUAGUUUGCUGGCUUCUUGGCAACGGGUGCCUUUUUGCGUGGAACAUUGGAACACUAGCAAUACUGGCUUACAAAGAGGACAUGAUCAAUACAAGGAUAAGAAACCUAUUUGGAUAUACCCUUUUCUUCAUAAGCACUUUGUCGAUCUUAAUUUUGGAUUUAGCAACAUCUGGUAAAGGAGGACUUGGAACUUUUGUUGUCAAAGAAAAUAAGGAUGCAAUUGAGCUGGUGCAGAAAGCAUUUGAUGAAAUCCUUCUUCCAGAGCCUGAAGACCUCUUUUCUGAUGAUCAAUUCAAAUCUGAAGGCAUUGAUUCAGGUGAGGUACACUUAGAAAAGAGUGAAGUUGAGAGAAAAAGGAAUACUUCAACAUCCACAGAAUCUCCAACAGCACAGAGGAUGGGGACCAAACCUGACCAAAGAGCACCAAGAAGCUGGAGCAAUCUGAAGAAGUUAAUCCUCUUGAAAAGGUUUGUGAAUGCAUUAGAGAAGGUAAGAAACAUCAACCCCAAAAGACCAAGACGUUUUCCUUCUGAUGCUAACUUAGAAAUAGAAAAAGUUUUUCUCAAGCACCAAACAGCGGGAGAGAAGAAUAAUGCUGAGGAAUGGAUGCUUGACUAUGCACUUCAAAAGGUUGUUUCUAAACUUGCACCUGCUCAAAGACAAAAAGUGACACUUCUAGUAAAAGCUUUUGAAACAAUUCUGCCAUUUCAAGUUGCUGAAAAUAGUCCACGGUUUUCUCCAACAAUGGAACCUCAAGCAAAUCCAGUUCAACCCCUUGACAAUUCCUCAAAUCACAGCGAGGAAGAAACAUCAUUUUCUCAUGAUAGCAGUAUGGAACUGACAGAAAAUACUAGUGAUGAUCCAAUGCCAGAACUGCACAAUCAUACUACGCUCAAAGAAAGAUGUCUUGAGUCUCUUGACUUUCUUGGAACCAAGACAGUCAAGAAUAUGCCUGCCUUUGGAGCUACUGAAGAAGACUUGAGUGGAAAGCAAAGUUUAGCUGGCAGUUAUGAUAAUGAGGAGAAGAUAUCAAGUGACAGUGAUAAUAUUUAUCUUGGAGAGAUCAAAGAUACUACCUCAAGUUCCUUAAAUGAGCAAGUUGAAAUUAUAAGAAGCAGUCAUGAGGAGGCUCCAACCAAUGAAACAGUCAAUGAUGUUCCAGAAGAUUUGCUAUCUAGUGUGAAUACAGAAAAUCUAGAUAUCAAAUCUAAGUCACCUGGAAGAGAUGUUGAAACCAAGAAUCUGAAUGGUGAUAAUGGUGAAAAAAUUUCCAUGUCCAAAAGUUUAGUCCUAGAAGGUUUAGUUAGAUCACUCAGAUCUAAUUUGAUUGGUUCAGGAGCACCUGUAAACGAACCAACUGCCAACGACAGAAAAGAAGGAAUUGAAAAUGUUAAACAGGAAACUGAGACUCUUGAAGAGUUCCCUACAAAGGAACAAUAUGAAACUCAUAUUAGUGCUGUUGUAGAACCUGAGACCCCUGUAGAGAAACAGAAUAACACAGGAUUGUGGUACUUGGUGUAUAAGCACAUGGUAUCAAAUAUGGAUGAAAACAAUUCCGAGUCACUAAUUGAUGGGGCAGAUGAAAAAGAGUCAGGGUUUGAUGGGAGCAAAACAAGAGGAGCUUCCUUCUCUCAUGAAAGUACACCCGUGACUGAUCAAGAGAUGAAAUUUAAGGACCAUGUCGUAGCUGAUCCAGAAGUUGCACGCCAACAGAAUGAAGCCAUCAAGAUGGUAGAAGAAGCAAUUGAUUCAAUUCUUCCAGAUGAUCAGGAUGACUUAUCAGACAAGGAAUCACUCACUGACAGCACAAUUUCAGACAACUCCAAACAAUCCAACAGAACUGAAAGAGUAUACAGUGAAGGCCCGAACCAAAAAGAAGAAAAGAUGGAAUCCGGGAACGGAAUGAUCCAAAAACAAGAAGAAUCAGCACCAAAGGAGCAAAACAAAACAAACCAGAAAAUGUCUACAAGCUGGAGCAAUCUUAAAAAAGUGAUCCUGCUUAGGAGAUUCAUCAAGUCAUUGGAAAAAGUAAGGAAAUUCAACCCAAGAGGGCCUAGAUAUCUACCUCUAGAGCCUGAUUCAGAAGCUGAAAAAGUUAACUUAAGGCAUCAAGACAUGGAAGAACGAAAAGGUACGGAAGAAUGGAUGCUUGAUUAUGCACUUCGAAAUUUGACACAGUGA